Lindgomyces ingoldianus is the source of this 926-nucleotide messenger RNA. RefSeq names its product cell death in tomato 1. Lineage: Eukaryota; Fungi; Ascomycota; Dothideomycetes; Pleosporales; Lindgomycetaceae. The coding region runs from base 158 to 721 and encodes 187 amino acids. The transcript has 3 exons. The record is from RefSeq and is a predicted model, not a curated record.
GUGUAUAUAAGAUGUGAGGUUUCCGGGUUGGAAGGGAAAACAUCGCAUUUGCUCUACAGUUUGAGGACUUCAUCUUCGGCUUUUCGUACCACUGUCGUUUCUAUAAACAAAAACCCACUCGCUUGAAUACUAACUUUAAAUUUUUCUCGUUGCCAAAAUGGUCGCCAACGCCUUCGCCAUUGUCGUUCUCAUCGCGGCCACCACCGUCUCCGCUGCACCGACUAUCAAAAUCGCUCGUGAUGACCUGCAGCCAUGGGAGCUUCAGAGACUCUACACACACUCUCCAUCUGGCCGUCCAGGGAACGACCCACACUCUACACUCAACGUAACAAUCCAUGAUCCCAACACCAUCUAUGUUGCCGACACGCCCACCGGAGCCGCUGAAUUUCCACCCUCAACCGCAAACUGCUCCGCGCAGUGGCUGACGCAAGACGACGUGCCGUGGGGCAUCGAGCAGCCUUGCACAGAUAUCGAUUACGGGUACUGGACCAUGACCAUGGUAGAAGGAAGUGGGGAGGGAGCUACGGAGGACUUUGGCUUGGAAUUUAAGUUGGUCGAUAAAGUUACGGUUUUGAAUACUGUAUAUACCAGGAUUUUUACGGGUUCUGGGACGUUCAAGGUUGGAGAUAAUUUGUCCGGACAGUGUGGAGGUUCGGGACAGUGCAAUUGGGCGCUUACGGAGACGCCUUAUCUUAUGACGCAGGCGGAGCAGAGUUCCUGAUAAUAAGGCGCUAGCCAUUUAGACGCUGUCCUAGACGAGGGCACAGUAAGAGAAGAGGAAAGAGGUAGUGAAUUUUGAGUCGCAGAAACGGGGGAGUUUUGGUGGAAUGAGAGAUGAACAAAGGGGAAAAGAGAGAUGAUCUAAAUGGUAAUGAUAAUUAGCAUUCUAGCUCACUGAAAUUGAAAUACGGCGUUGAAUGAUACAA